Molecule: messenger RNA, 3489 nt
Organism: Mesoplodon densirostris (Blainville's beaked whale)
Lineage: Eukaryota; Metazoa; Chordata; Mammalia; Artiodactyla; Ziphiidae
Product: histone H2B type 2-E-like
Exons: 1
Coding region: 2728-3108 (126 amino acids)
Cellular component (GO): nucleosome
Molecular function (GO): protein heterodimerization activity; DNA binding; structural constituent of chromatin
Source: RefSeq, a predicted model, not a curated record
CCAAGGUCGAGUACGAAGACGCCCUAGAAGAGCCCGACCCUACGGGAGGACCCGUGGCUGCCUCCAAGAAGCGAAACUGGGCGCCCCGUCCGCGCCCAAGAACGCAGCGGCAACCUCGCCAGUCCAGAGAAGCCGACUGACCAAACUCAAAGAUCCUGACACCCCGGAAGACGGCCAGUAAGCAGGGGACCAGGCCGGAUACCUGGCCUUUCUUUAGCCUAUCUGUCGGAGCCCAACGCUCUGCCCGCUCUAACGGCCUCUCCUCCCGGGGCAUGCGAGGGUCCGCCGGGAGAGCACGGACAAGUGGCACAGCUUCUUCCAAGUGCAGUUGUGGGUGGCUCUGAAAAGAGCCUUUGGAUAUGAUGGAACCUCGAGCCGAGCGCACACUUCUUAAGCCCGCUCCCCGCGGAUGCGGCGGGCCAGCUGGAUGUCUUUGGGCAUGAUGGUCACGCGCUUGGCGUGGAUAGCGCACAGGUUCGUGUCUUCAAACAGCCCCACCAGAUAGGCCUCGCUCGCCUCCUGCAGCGCCAUCACGGCCGAGCUCUGGAAGCGCAGAUCGGUCUUAAAGUCCUGCGCGAUCUCGCGCACCAGCCGCUGGAAGGGCAGCUUGCGGAUCAGCAGCUCGGUCGACUUCUGGUAGCGCCGGAUCUCCCGCAGGGCCACGGUGCCCGGCCGGUAGCGGUGCGGCUUCUUGACGCCGCCGGUGGCCGGCGCGCUCUUGCGGGCCGCCUUGGUGGCCAGCUGCUUUCGCGGGGCCUUGCCACCGGUCGACUUGCGGGCAGUCUGCUUUGUACGGGCCAUAGCGAACCGACACACGAGCUCACCGGCGCAGCGAUGCGCAAGGAGAGGAACCGGGGUCCGGCCCGCCGCAGCGGUCUUUAUAGGCACAGUCUCUUUCCCGAUUGGGCGGGACAAUAAUUGAAAGUCCCGCGCUGGCUGUCCAUUGGCUGUGACGUCAUCGGCCCUAGCGCCACUGAUUGGCUUGGGCGGAAUCCCCCCUACCCCCGCCCACCCGCCUCCCUUUCUACUUUCCGGUUUGCCAACGGUUUUCCCUGCCUUGCUUUUCCUUUCUUUCAGGGUGAGAGUCAGUUUUGAGCGUAACUGUGUCAGAAUGUUCCCCCUCAACCCUUCGCUCCCUUGGAACGCGCUACCCGCGAAACCCUCUUUCUACGCUUUCUAGCUCCCGAAUUGAACCUCAACCUUCUGUUUGGCCCCGCCGCCCCCGGAACGCCUUGUUGCCUUCUCAGAGCCCCCUAGCUUAGUUGGCAUGACGGAUCGUUGUGGGGUUUUUUGUUUUGUUUUGUUUCCGCCUUUCGGUGCUCUUCGGAUCGGAAAGUUAUCUGCGCACCCCUCCGGGCGCAAGAUUCCGCCUCCGAAUGCCUAAGUGGGUACCUGUAUCUCCGCUGCGAAGGCGCCUUUUUUUCCCCCUUUGAGACAGUCGACUCACUUAAGCCAAACCCCAGGUCCGCCACACUCCCGAAAACUGUCCGCUCCCCUAACCGACUGGGGUGAACGGGGCGUGUACGUGUGUGAGAGAGGGAACGUCCCCUUGGUACUAGACCUCAAGUGUUGGGCAAAGGCCUGGGGGACAACUAUACUAUAGAGUUGCUCACUAGGCAUCCGACUCCGAGUUAAGGCAUCGCGGGUCGCCUGACGGAGUACUUAGAACUGAGUCGACCCUGGCGCCCAAGAGGCUUGCUCCCUUCACCUGAGUUAAUUACCCUCCCGGAUUUACAACCCGUCGCCACCCACCCACGCAUAACACCGGUAAGGUACUCAAAGAUUCCAGAAGGUGGGUGAAUGGCACUCCCUCCCCCUCUGUACCCCUGGGCCGCACGUCUACUACUGAGAAAGCUGAAAUUGAGCAAACUAGGUGUUGGAACAACCCUUUUUAUUUGAAAAAGUGGGUGGCUCUGAAAAGAGCCUUUGAUUUCACAGGUGCCCCUUCGAGUAGGGGGCUUGAGAAGGCUUCCGGAGACCAGCCUCACUUGCCCUUCGCCUUGUGGUGACUCUCCGUCUUCUUGGGGAGCAACACGGCCUGGAUGUUCGGCAAAACGCCGCCCUGGGCGAUGGUGACUUUGCCCAACAGCUUGUUCAGUUCCUCGUCAUUACGAAUGGCCAGCUGCAGGUGACGAGGAAUGAUGCGCGUCUUCUUGUUGUCUCGGGCCGCGUUGCCCGCCAGCUCCAGGAUUUCAGCGGUCAGGUACUCGAGGACUGCCGCCAUGUAUACGGGCGCGCCGGCCCCCACCCGCUCGGCAUAGUUGCCUUUGCGCAGCAGGCGGUGCACUCGCCCCACUGGGAACUGCAGACCUGCGCGGGACGACCGCGACUUGGCUUUGGCACGGGUCUUACCUCCUUGUUUGCCACGACCAGACAUGACAGCCACUGGCAAUACAAACCGCUCUCGCUUGACGGCUAAUAAAUUCGCUCUCAACAGCGCCGCUUCACCCUUUUAUAGGCAGAACGGCGAUUGUCUACGGAACAAUUUGAUUGGAUAAAACACCUCUUUGUCCUGAUGACCAAUAGGAUAGCUCAACCAGAAUCCUCUCAUUUACAUAACCUCGUCCCCCUCGCAAGAGAGCCACUGAAAACUCGCGAAUCGCAACGCGGCGUAAUCCGAACCCUAAUUUGCGUACAGCCUCUAUAAGUACCGAGUCGCUUCCGGUAGCCUCGGUGCCGCUGCUGUGUUUGCGUUCGUGGUGGUCUUUGCAGCUCGUGCUUCCCGUUAUGCCUGAGCCGGCAAAAUCCGCCCCGGCGUCCAAGAAGGGCUCGAAGAAAGCUGUCACCAAAGCCCAGAAGAAGGACGGCAGGAAGCGCAAGCGCAGCCGCAAGGAGAGCUAUUCUAUCUACGUGUACAAGGUACUGAAGCAAGUGCACCCGGACACCGGCAUCUCGUCCAAGGCCAUGGGCAUCAUGAACUCGUUCGUCAACGACAUCUUCGAGCGCAUCGCGGGCGAAGCGUCGCGCCUGGCGCAUUACAACAAGCGCUCGACCAUCACCUCCCGGGAGAUCCAGACGGCCGUGCGCCUGCUGCUGCCCGGCGAGCUGGCCAAGCACGCCGUGUCCGAGGGCACCAAGGCGGUCACCAAGUACACCAGCUCCAAGUGAGUCCCUGCCGGGAUGCGGCGCUCGCACGAGUCGCCGAGCCGCUUGACUUUCCAAAGGCUCUUUUCAGAGCCACCCACCUUCUCAGUGGAAGAAGCUGUCAUGUUGUUUUACACGGGUUUUUUGUAGUUCUACUUUGCUUUUUGGUUUCCUCACCUAGUUAACGUUAAGAGCAUUCACAGUCGUUAAGUACAAACACAGCCAUUUCUUCCAGAUAAGUGACGGGGUGUUCUUACCUAGUUUGGGAGGACCUAAUGGCGUAUAAAUGUGCUGCGUUUUGUCAACUCUUGAAACGCUGUUUCAGUGAUGUUGCUUUUUAUGAACUUAUGUAUGCAAGGUAAAGUUCGAAUAUCAAAGGUGCGACCAAUGGUGUUCCCAAGUGGU